AUGCUAGCUCUAAAGCUUCAAAAGAAGUUCACAGGGCUCUCCAAUGAGGAGAUUCUUUCCCUCACGGAUCAGUUUAACAGGCUGGACGUCGAUGGAAAAGGCUACUUGGAUCAAGCGGCUACCAUCAAGGCUUUUGAAGAUUCAAAAAAGGGCUCGUACGAUGAAGUACGCGAAGCGAUUCGGGAGGUCGAUAUAGAUUCGUCCGGUCGUGUUGAAGCUGAAGACUUUGUAGGGAUUUACGAUGCUUUAAAGAAAGGUGUUGAAGGCACUGAGGUAAGAAAGGGCCGUAUCACUAUUAAAGGUUCUUCUUCUAGUGUCUCCCAUACGAUCAACGAGGAAGAACGCCGAGAAUUCAUAAAACAUAUAAAUUCUGUUCUUGUCGGCGAUGCUGAUCUUGGCGAACGUAUCCCCAUCAAUACGGAGACUUUUGAGUUUUUUGACCAAUGCAAAGAUGGUUUGAUUUUGUCCAAACUUAUUAAUGACAGUGUGCCAGACACCAUUGAUGAACGUGUUUUGAACAAAUCAAAGAAUAAAAAACCCCUUGACAAUUUCAAAAGCAUUGAAAACAAUAAUGUCGUAAUCAACUCUGCCAAAGCCAUGGGUGGUAUUUCCAUCACCAACAUUGGUGCUGGAGAUUUAUUAGAAGGUAGAGAACAUCUCAUUUUAGGUCUCGUCUGGCAAAUUAUCCGUCGUGGUUUGUUGGGUAAAAUCGAUAUUACCCUUCAUCCCGAAUUGUACCGCCUUUUGGAAGAAGACGAGACUUUAGACCAGUUCCUUCGUCUUCCCCCUGAGAAAAUUUUGAUUCGUUGGUUCAACUUCCAUUUGAACGCUGCGAACUGGCAUCGCAGAGUCUCCAAUUUCUCUAAGGAUGUUUCCGAUGGUGAAAACUAUACUGUCUUGUUGAACCAAUUAGCCCCUGAACUUUGCUCACGUGCUCCCUUGCAAAUCCAAAAUGUUAUGCAACGCGCUGAAAAGGUUUUAGAAAACUCAGAGAAGCUGAACUGUCGCAAGUAUCUCAGUGCUACUGCUAUGGUUGCCGGCAAUCCAAAACUGAACUUGGCCUUUGUCGCUCAUUUGUUUAACACUCAUCCUGGAUUGGACCCCCUGAACGAAGAAGAGAAGCCAGAGAUUGAACCGUUUGAUGCCGAAGGUGAGCGCGAAGCUCGUGUAUUCACUUUAUGGUUGAAUUCUCUUGAUGUCGUCCCCAGCAUUCAUGAUUUCUUCAAUAAUUUGAGAGAUGGUUGCAUUUUGUUGCAAGCUUAUGAUAAAAUUACUCCAACCACUGUCAAUUGGAAGAGGGUAAACAAACCCCCAGCUUCUGGUGACGAAAUGUUACGAUUCAAAGCCGUGGAAAACUGCAACUAUGCAGUUGAUUUAGGUAAAGAACAAGGGUUUUCAUUAGUCGGUAUCCAAGGAGCCGAUAUAAAUGAUGGCUCUCGUACUUUAACAUUGGCUUUGGUUUGGCAAAUGAUGCGCAUGAAUAUUACCAAGACCUUGCAUAGUCUUAGCCGUGGUGGUAAGACUCUUUCAGAUGGUGAUAUGGUUGCUUGGGCAAACUCUAUGUCUGCUAAAGGAGGAAGAGGUUCACACAUUCGUUCUUUCCGUGAUCCUUCAUUAUCCAAUGGAAUCUUCGUCCUUGACGUACUUCAUGGAAUCAAAAGUGAAUACGUUGACUAUAGUCUCGUUACUGAUGGCUCUACUGAGGAAUUGGCCGUUCAAAAUGCUCGUUUGGCUAUUUCUAUUGCUCGUAAGUUAGGAGCCGUCAUUUUUAUCUUGCCCGAAGAUAUUGUUAAUGUUCGACCACGCCUUAUCCUACACUUCAUUGGAAGCUUAAUGGCUGUCUAA
Messenger RNA from Schizosaccharomyces osmophilus, 1845 nucleotides. RefSeq names its product fimbrin (gene fim1). The record is from RefSeq and is a predicted model, not a curated record. Gene Ontology annotation, cellular component: actin filament bundle; actin filament; cytoplasm. Lineage: Eukaryota; Fungi; Ascomycota; Schizosaccharomycetes; Schizosaccharomycetales; Schizosaccharomycetaceae. The transcript is spliced from 2 exons. Bases 1 to 1845 code for a protein of 614 amino acids. Gene Ontology annotation, molecular function: actin filament binding; calcium ion binding. Gene Ontology annotation, biological process: actin filament bundle assembly; actin filament network formation.